Molecule: messenger RNA, 1772 nt
Organism: Aspergillus sclerotioniger CBS 115572
Lineage: Eukaryota; Fungi; Ascomycota; Eurotiomycetes; Eurotiales; Aspergillaceae
Product: DUF3431 domain-containing protein
Exons: 1
Coding region: 137-1285 (382 amino acids)
Source: RefSeq, a predicted model, not a curated record
AUCAUGAGCCAAUUCUGAGCGCGUCUCCUGAUGAUCAACCAUUAUAAUCCAUCUGGCUCUCCCAGCAAGUCACGUCGGUAAAUCACGGAGGCGUUCUCGGCAGCCUAGUCCCUGCAACAUCAGCAGCAUCGCCCCGAUGAGACGCCGGACGCGACGCAGUGUUUUCCACCUGGCCGUCUUCGUCGGGAUCCUCGGCCUCAUCCUCUUCCUCAAUCGACCACCUUCCCCCGGUCGGUCUUUCGCUUGGACCACCGUCUCCUAUGUGACUACUUCUGCCCGCCUCCCCGAGGCUCGGGGCGUGUGUCCAGGCCUAACGGAGACGGACAAGCCCGCCCUGGUCGUGUCGCGAAUCAGAAGUGAUGACUCCGGGUGGCUCGCGCCACUGGCGGAACAAUAUCAUCUCUGUGUGUACACAGCAGACGCACCAUCGGACCCUCGUAGUACGCAUCUGCAGAUGCCCGCGAAUCGGGGCCACGAGGCAAUGGGGUAUUUGACCUUCCUAAUUGACAAUUAUGCCCGUCUCCCUGCCGCGGGGAUGGUGUUUGUGCAUGGUUCCCGUUGGGCCUGGCACAACGAUGCACCAGAUUACGACAACGCAGCGCUGCUCGCGGCAUUGAACGUCUCUGCAGCUAUGGCACCCUGGGGCUACCACAAUCUCCGCUGCGACUGGAGCGUUAGCACCUGCUCUCCCAAGACGCCCGCCCAGGGCAGCUUGGAGCUAUCGCUGCAGUCGGUACUCGAGCCGUGGAGCGCCCGGACGGCCUCCGAUGUCGCUUUGCCGGGCGCGUUGGCCUCGCUUUUUAGCAAGGACCAGGUUAGCCUAAAUUUGGAGGGUGCUCGGGUCCUCCUCGGUCGGAACGAUGCGGUACGGGCACAGUGUUGCGCACAGUUCGUUGUCAGCCGAGAGAGCGUCUGGCAGCACACACGGGAUGAGUAUGUUGCGCUACGGCAAUGGCUGCUUGAUGGCAGCGACGACAGCCGACACAGUCCUUCCCCGGCGAACCGUCGAGCAGCGCCGCGGGAUGACCGUAUCGCGGGUCGCAUUUUAUCGUACGUGUGGCACAUUCUGUUUAUCAAGCAUGAGGCCCUGCGGUCGGAGGGAUCUGCGGCAAUUAACCUGGACCGACUGAACACGGCUGGCUGUCCGCGGGCGGAUGAAUGCUACUGUCGUCUAUAUGGCCGGUGCAAUCUGGACUGGUGCACGGCUGAGAGUUGCCAUGGGCAGUAUCAGUUGCCUCCAGAUUUCAAGGUGCCGGCGUGGGUGACUGAGAGGGGGCAGACGUGAAGGGGGUCAAGUGGUAAAGAGAUGUAUAGAAGAGUAGGACAAUGAAUACCCUCGUUACAUAUUGGAAGAAAAGACCUUAGCGUUUGUAACGAAUGACAGGACUGCCGGGCCUAAGGCUUGAACAAUUUCCAUUCUCAGGCACUAAGGACAAAAUGGCUCAGGCUUCGCGGCAGCAAGACCGCCAGGCACCCAGGCAAUGAACGGUUGCCCGGCAAUUGUCUUUCUCUUUCUCCCUUCCAUCCAUGGCUCACCCAGAGCAUCCCUGUUUACCCCCAGGCGUCUUUCAAUCUAAACCGACGAUCCGUGUCUCUCAACGACCCACUGCGGGGUAUUCACGCAGGCCAUCCCCAUUCCUUUCUCCGCAGAAGCAUCUUUCCAAUCUCUUCCUGCGAACGCUAGCCAAGCCUGCAACUGGAGGACGGGCUGCAUAUUAGACGGUACUCAGGUGCCGAGUAAGUGAGGCGGUUCGGCAUUUCGUCCUAACAAC